AUGACGAAGAGGAAAAAGGAAGUAGUAGAGGUUGAUUCUGCUGUGGAGAAGAAAGAUUUCGAGAUUGAUUGGGAAGCGGUGAUGGACGACGACGACGGCGACGGCGGCGGAAAGGAAGUUCCGGAGUUGCAGAUUGUCAGCACCAUAACUCACCCGUCGACUAGUUUCUCCGCCGAUCAGAUGGAGUGCCACAAAACCCUAAACGAACACACACUCAACGAGCAGCUGGAGCGCAACAAGUCGCACCUCGUCAAAUUAGGGCCGGGCUUACCCGACAAGGGUGAGAAAAUCCGCCUCAAAAUCGCCAGCCUCGAAGAAGAGAAGCGACGCAGAGCUUCACUCCCCUCGAAAACGGAUGUGGAAAGAACUUCGAAGGUAAUGCAUUCGACGAGCUCAGGUACUUUGCAAGGGAAUGGUGCAGCUUCAAGAGAUACCUCUAGAGAAAGGAGUUCAGACUCGAAAGUAGUCUCACGGUCGACGUUUUCUACUGCUUUUAAUAAACCAAAAACGGAGACUCAGCCAACGAAAGCGUUUUGUAAAGAGCUAGAAGAUUUGGGAAGUGGAAGUGUGAAACACAAGGCUGAUUAUAAAAAGCCGGCAACAAGGCAGAACAGCGGGUGGCGAAUGUUGACAGAGGUAGGGAAUCAUAAAUCCAAGGAAACUGUUGGGAAGAAGAAGCUUAAAGAAACUUCCUCUUACUCUCUGGUUGACGACGAUGAUGACACUUCUAGGGAGUUGUCUUGGGAAGAAUCUCCAUCACGGAGAUCAAAGCGCCAUAAGAAAUCAGACAAUACAGUGAUCAAUGUGGAUGAAGAAGAAUCUCAGCCUUCAACAGUGGCGGAGGAAGCGGUUGAGCUGCCUGAAGGCUUACAGGAAGAUAUAUGCUACCCAACAAGGGAUGAUCCACACUUUGUUCAAGUUUGUCUCAAAGAUCUUGAGUGCCUUGCGCCUACAGAAUUUCUUACAUCGCCUGUGAUGAACUUCUACAUAAGGUUCUUGCAGCAUCAGGUAUCUUCAGACAAUCAAAUCUCUGUUGAUUGUCAUUUCUUCAACACUUAUUUCUACAAGAAGCUCAGUGACGCUGUUUCGUACAAGGGAAAUGACAAGGAUGCCUUUUUUGUGAAGUUCAGGCGUUGGUGGAAGGGUAUUGAUCUCUUCCGUAAGGCUUAUAUAUUUAUCCCAAUUCAUGAAGAUCUCCACUGGAGCCUGGUGAUAGUUUGCAUCCCAGACAAGGAAGAUGAAUCAAACUUAAACAUUCUUCACCUCGAUUCAUUAGGACUUCAUUCGAAAAAAUCAAUUGUUGAUAAUGUUAAAAGGUUUCUGAAAGACGAAUGGAACUAUCUGAAUCAAGAUGAUGAUUACUCCUCAGAUCUUCCAAUCUCAGAGAAAGUAUGGAAAAGCCUCCCCCGUAGGAUUAGCGGUUCUGAUAUACAGGUUCCGCAGCAGAAGAACGAGUUCGACUGUGGUCCGUUUGUUCUCUUCUUCAUCAAACGCUUCAUCGAAGAAGCACCUCAAAGGCUGAAAAGGAAAGACUUGGGAAUGUUCGACAAGAAGUGGUUUCGACCAGCUGAAGCAUCUGCCCUGAGAAUCAAGAUCAGAAACACACUCAUUGAUCUUUUCCGUGGCAGUGAAGACAAAUCGCAACAAUGA
Molecule: messenger RNA, 1650 nt
Organism: Microthlaspi erraticum
Lineage: Eukaryota; Viridiplantae; Streptophyta; Magnoliopsida; Brassicales; Brassicaceae
Source: the annotation of a GenBank genome assembly